GCCGCUUUAAGUGUACGCAAUGGCUAGGCUCCGAUUUGAUGCUUUGUAGCGGUCCAGACACCUCACAUAAUCAAAACAACGUAACCAAGCGUCUGUGAUACGGCAAAGUUGCAGAUUUCAAACACCAUGCCUGUGGCAGCCACCGGCACAGAGCACGCAGUGCCGCAGGUGCUGGACACUCUGAGUGACAGCACAAGCUCCACUACUGCCAAUGACCUGGACCUCAUCUUCCUCAAGGGCAUCAUUGAGAGCCCAGUGAGUGCAGAAAGUCUGGAGCAGACACGGCUAGAGGCCGUAAGGGACAAUAAUGUGGAGCUGGUGCAGGACAUCCUUAGGGAGCUGACUCCCUUCACACACCACAGCAACACAGCUGCUGAGCUCACUCGCAUUCUAAACCAGCCACACUUUCAGUCACUGCUGGAGACCCACGACUCUGUUGCUGCUCAGACGUGUGAGACUCCGCCCCCCAGCCCCUGUGCUUUUAUGGAACCACCCAUUAACAGCAUCCCGGUGCCAGCUGAUUCCAUACGCAUGGUUGGCAUUCGCAAAGUUGCUGGAGAGCAUUUGGGUGUGACCUUCCGUAUAGAGAACGGAGAGCUUGUGAUUGCCCGUAUCCUCCACGGGGGCAUGAUUGAUCAGCAGGGCCUGCUUCACGUGGGCGACAUCAUCAAAGAGGCGAAUGGAAAAGAGGUUGGUGAUGACCCACGUGUGCUGCAGGAGAUGCUACAGGAGGCCAGCGGAAGUGUGGUGCUCAAAAUCCUGCCUAGUUACCAGGAGCCACACCCACCCAGACAGGUUUUUGUGAAGUGUCAUUUUGAUUAUGAUCCAGCCAAUGACAACCUCAUACCUUGCAAAGAGGCGGGACUGCAGUUCUCAAGUGGCGACAUUCUGCAAAUUGUUAACCAGGAAGAUGUUAACUGGUGGCAGGCAAGUCAUGUAGAGGGAGGCAGUGCUGGCCUGAUUCCCAGUCAACAUUUGGAGGAAAAGAGGAAAGCUUUUGUUAAAAGAGAUGUGGAGCUUUCACCAGCAGCCAAUCUCUGUACUGGAGUUGUCGGCAGGAAAAAGAAGAAAAUUAUGUAUCUGACUACAAGAAAUGCAGAGUUUGACAGGCAUGAGUUACCCAUCUAUGAGGAGGUGGCCAAAGUCCCUCCAUUUCACAGGAAGACGCUGGUUCUGAUCGGGGCACCUGGAGUGGGCAGACGAAGCCUGAAGAAUAAACUGCUCGUGUCAGAUCCUCAGCACUACGGCACCACCAUUCCCUAUACAUCUAGGAAGCCUAAAUCUGCAGAAAGGGAGAAUAUGAUGUAUGCCUACACAUCUCGGAACAAGAUGGAAGCUGACAUAAAAGCUGGGCGGUAUCUCGAACAUGGUGAAUUUGAUGGUAACCUAUAUGGCACUAAGAUCGAGUCCAUCCAUGAGGUAAUAGAGGCCGGACGCAUCUGCAUCCUGGAUGUCAACCCACAGGCGCUAAAGGUCCUCAGGACAUCAGAGUUUCUACCAUACGUGGUGUUCAUAAAAGCUCCUGAGUUUGAGGUCCUGAAGGCCAUGAAUAGAUCUGGGAUUGAAGCAGAAGUGGUGACCAAACACCUUACAGACCCAGAGCUGAAGAGGACAGUGGAUGAGAGUUCCAAGAUUCAAAGAGUGUAUGAACAUUACUUUGACCUCACUAUAGUGAAUGAUGACUUCGAGGAGGUGUACAGAAACCUCAAGACGGCAUUAGAGAAACUGAAAGGAGCUCAACAGUGGGUACCAGUUGGGUGGGUCUUUUAGGGCAUGAUGGAAGAGCAAUGGUCGGGUGUUCACGUGUCGCCAGUGUAACCCAGAUCAUGUCAUUAACCUUGUGCCAAUAUGUUACCAGUCUGAGAGAUCUGUGUCCUGUAUGAGUUCAUGUGUGAGUAUGCAUGGCUACCAAUUACCCUUUACAAAAAACCUGAGAACUUGCAGUUCAACAACAAUUUACACAGUUUUCGUGUUUUAUUUUUGAGUAUAAACAUUAAACGCAUUUUUUAAAUUACAAAAUAUUACAUGCUUACACAGAAAACACUCUAUGGUCACUGUCGGACUGAUAUCUCCAUUUUUAUGGGCUUUGCAAAUAUUUAACCAACAAAAAUUAUUAAAAAGAGCUUGUCAACUCUUGCUAAACAGUAUUUAUUAUUUAAAAAAUGCAGCGUUUCAGUCCGACAGUGCCAAUAUUUUAGUUUUGCAUCACAAACCAGAGUUUUGUAUACUACACAGUGUUUCAUUUCUGAAUUGUAUUUUAAUAUAAGACUUAGACACAUGAGUUCUGUACAGUUGUUCUUGUACAUGCCUCAUACAACACUAUUUUGGUAAAUAUAUUAAAAUUUGAAUAAUCUGAUUUGGACACUUGGAAUACAUUGAUAUGAACCUUAUACAAACAGCAGAUAAUGCAUUAAAGUAAAAUUUUGAUACUGGCGCUCAUUUCACAAUAUGUACUACAGAACACAGUCAUAUUGUUUUUCAAUGGUCGUUUUUUAUUGAGCACCACAGCAAGUUUUGUCAACUUUAUAUAUAUUUGCAAAUCCAUAUAGGCUACAAUUACAUGGCAAUAAUUUUCAUAGAUAGAGACCAAACAUCGUUUUUACACCUUAUUUAGAAAUAAAAAUGUUAACUGAAGGCAAGAACAGUGUUGAAGCAUGACAUUUAAGACCUGUUUAAAGUCAAAUGUAUUCAUUGCAUGUAUUUUUGUAUUAUGGUUAUCUGCUCUUACCACCUGCAAACAUCAUGGCGUAUUUAUUAUAAUGCUGUAAAUGCUUGUUUGAUGAGCAUGUGUGUUUUCUUACAGACCCGCACUACUUUUUUAUUAUAAAUAAGCUUUAGUUUAUAUUCACAGAUUAUUAUUCAUGCCAAUAAUGUUUGGCUUAACUACUGGCAGCUAUUGUUUGUUGGUUUAUAUUGUUUAUAUUUAUUUGUAAGGUGUUUGAAUCCGAAUUUAAGUUUUGAUAUUACAUUUUCUACAUGUUGUAACAAGUCAUUGCAAAAUCACUGUAUGGUUACAAGAACAAUCGUAAAUGCCUAAUGUCUAAAUAAAAUGUUUGGGGAAAUAAA
Triplophysa dalaica is the source of this 3066-nucleotide messenger RNA. It is a transcript of the gene mpp2a, whose product is annotated as MAGUK p55 scaffold protein 2a. The coding region runs from base 127 to 1770 and encodes 547 amino acids. The record is from RefSeq and is a predicted model, not a curated record. Gene Ontology annotation, molecular function: protein binding. Gene Ontology annotation, cellular component: plasma membrane; cell-cell junction. The transcript is spliced from 13 exons. NCBI's taxonomy places the organism in Eukaryota, Metazoa, Chordata, Actinopteri, Cypriniformes, Nemacheilidae.